Messenger RNA from Lucilia cuprina (Australian sheep blowfly), 3142 nucleotides. RefSeq names its product serine/threonine-protein phosphatase 4 regulatory subunit 2 (gene PPP4R2r). Gene Ontology annotation, cellular component: protein phosphatase 4 complex; cytoplasm; nucleus. The record is from RefSeq and is a predicted model, not a curated record. Gene Ontology annotation, biological process: protein dephosphorylation. The transcript is spliced from 3 exons. Gene Ontology annotation, molecular function: protein phosphatase regulator activity. Lineage: Eukaryota; Metazoa; Arthropoda; Insecta; Diptera; Calliphoridae. The coding region runs from base 680 to 2962 and encodes 760 amino acids.
GUUCAGUCGCCUGUUCAACGUUGUUGAAGCUGCAUCUCAUCUCGGAUAUUUUAAAAAGAAAUAAUUUACUUAUUUUCUUUUUUUUUUCUAUAAAAAAAGAGCAUUUUAACAUCAAAAAAAGAGUUGAUUUAACGAUCCUGUAGGAAAAAAAAAUUAAAGAAAUUGAAGCAAAAAAAGCUUUUUUUGCAAAGCAACUUGCUGUGAGUUAGUGUGUGCGUGUGUUUUGGAAAAGCCGGUCAUUGUCCUGUUCUCAUUUUAUUUGCCGGAAAUAUUUCUUAUCUUUUGCAAAAAAACACAAUUUUUCUGGUAUAUAGGAGAAAUUUUUAAACUUCGGCAACCAGUCUGUCAGCAAAAGAAGAAGAAAAAAAAAUAGACGUUAAAAUAUUCAACUUCGUAAAAAAAAACUGUGUGUGUGUGUGUGCAGCUACAAACAGCAAAAGCAAACGAAGUCGACGACGACAACGAUAAGCAAACUUGCAGGAAAAGCGACAACAGCAACAACAACUUUGACAGCCAGCGACGUAAUUGUCUCUACACCAAAAAACCUUUAAAUUUUAAACAAAAAAAAAAAAGAAAAAAUUUUUAAGUUUUUCUUUAAACAAUUUAUAAAAUUACUGUUUUUCUUAAUAAAAACCCCAACAGUUAAAACUUUUUAACAAGAAAAACAAACGAAAAAAACAUGGUAACCAUGGAAAAUGCCGAAGAAGUUAUGCAAAUUUUGGAUCGUUUUACUCGUCUCAAGCAAAAAGAAAUACCCAAGGAAUUAGAUGAAUACUUGGGCUAUGUGGCCAAGACUGGUGAUACCGUUUUUAAAUGGGCCUCUUUGAAAUAUCUUUUCAGAGAAAAGCUACUUAAUGUUAUAAAAAAUUUCCAUGAUACCACUCCUCGUAUAGAUGAAAUUCCCCAAUAUCCCAAUGUUGAUCCCUUCAACUAUGAAAGCAUGAAAUCAUCUUUAUUGGAACGUUUAGAACUAUUCAAUGCUGCUCCAUUUACCAUUCAACGUUUGUGUGAACUUUUAAUUGAUCCACGCAAACAAUACAGUCGCAUUGAUAAGUUUAUGCGUGCCUUGGAAAAGAAUAUUCUUGUCAGUACCGUGGAGCCAGGACGUAAAAGAACUGAAUCAGAAAAUGGUGACUCCUUGGAUUCUGUGGUCAAUGGUGAUCUAUCAUUGGACGUUAAUGUAGACAUUGAUAUGGAAGCUGAUGGUUUAUUUAAUAAUACCGAAAAUACCAAUGGCAAUGGUACGGCCAGUAAGGCCGAAGUGGAAGCAGCUAAAGAGGAGAGUAGCAGCAAUAAAGCGGAAGAAAAGACCGCCACUAAAAAUACUCAUGCCAAUGAUGAUGAUAAUUUGCCAAAUCCUAAAAAACCUAAAUUAGAUUUGCCAGAAGAGGAAAAACAAAAGGAAGAAGAAAAGGAGAUGGCAGUAGAAAACAAAAAGGAAGAGGAAACUAAGGAUAAGUUGGUAGAGAAGGAAGAAAAGAAGGAGUUGUUAGCAAAGGAAGAGAAAUCGGAAAAGGAAGAGGAAAAGAAAAUGGAAUGUGAAGAGGAAAAGGUGGUGGAAAAGAAGGAAGAAGAUGUUAAGUUGGAAGAGGCUGCCAAAGAUGAGUUAACUAAGCCGGAGGAAAAGAAAGAAGCUUUAGAUAAGCCAGAAAAAGUAGAAGACGUAGAAAUGGAGGAAAAGGUGGCAGAAGUAGAGAAAGUAAAGGAGCAAGUUAAAGAAGAAGAGAAAAAGGUAGAGAAGAAAGAAACAGAGAAACCAGCAGAGAAACUGGAAGAACAAGCUAAAGAAGAAAUUAACAAAAAAGAAGAAGACACUCCUGCUAAAGAAGAAACAAAACAAGAAGAAAAAGAAGCAAUGGAAGUAGAUGGCAAAAGCAAGGAAGAAACAAUUAUAAAGCAAAAAGAGGUAGAAGAAAAGAAAGAACAAGAAAGAACAGCAGCAGUGGUGGAGAAACAAGAAUUGGAAAAGGGAGAAAAAGAAGAAAAGGUAGAAACAGAAAAAUCUAAAGAAAAGGCUGAAACAAAAGAAGAAAGUGAUAAAGAGAAUCAAGAACAAAAUGAAAUGAAAACAGAAGAGGUUAAAGAAAAAUCUAAAGAAAAGCAAGAAGAAAAAGUAGAAGAGAAAAAAGACAUUCCACAAGAAAAAGCAAAAGAAGAAAACGUAGAAGAUAAACAGCAGAAAGAGGAAAAACAAACACAACAAAAAGAAGAAUUAAAAGAAAAACCGGAAGAAACAAAAACUAAUGAAGAGAAAGAAAAAGCAUUAGAAAACGAGGAAACUAAAAAGGAAGAUGAAACUAAAGAGUUAGAAGAAACUCAAAAGUUAGAAGAAACUAAAAAGUUAGAAGAAACUAAAAAGACUGAUGAAGAAGAAUCUUUAAAAGAACAAACAAAAACCGAAGAAGUAAUAGAAAAACAACAAGAACAACAAGCUAAAAAAGAAGAAAAAGAAUCCGCAACAGAAAAGAAAGAAGAAGAGGAGAAGGUAAAAGAAAAAGAAGAAAAAUUACAAGCUAAAGAAGAAGAAAGGGAAGAACAAAAAGAAACAGAAAAAGAAAUAACUGCUAAAACAGAAGUAAAAACAAAAGAAAUUAAUGAUGCUGAAGAAACACCUCUCAAGGAAGCUAAAAGCGAAGAAACAAAAGAUAAAGUGGAAACUGAAGCAGCUAACAGUAACUCUGCCGCACCUCCAGCACUUGCUCUCAACGAUCAGCCCAUGGUGGAAGAUGUAGCCAUAGAAGAAGCAACUACUACGCCUUUAGUGGAAGAAGUUGUAAUGGCUGAACCACCACCAGCCUCUGCAGAGGCUAAAGAAGCAAAUGUUAACACCUCUAAUGCUACUGCCAUGGCCACUGAUGAUACAACUACAGCCAACAAUACCAGCACUAAUCCCAAACCCGCAGAAGAAGAACCUUCUGGCAUGGAAGUCGAUGAUACCAGUCAAGAAGCCAUGGAUCAGUAAAUUUCAACAAUAUUUUUCAAUAUUAUUUUUCAUUUAAACAAGAAAGAAAACUCUCUCUUAAUAUUUAAGCAAAACUAAGGAAACGCUUUAAGCGUUUUCUAUAAAACGAUUCAAAAAGAAUGAUUAUAAAAAAAUCCUUAAAAAAAACAUUAAAAUUAUUAAAAAAAACAAACAACAAAA